CUCAGGUCGUGUUAGUCAAGCUUCCCGAACGCCGAACAUUGCCGAAGUUAGGCGUGAGUCGUGCGUCAGGCAGCGGGGUGGCAGCGCGCGCCCCUCCCACCUCCCGCGGCAGCCUCCCAGCUCUGCGACGCGGUUGGAUGUUGGCCGAGAAGUGACCAACCCGCGGCAUCACUGGUGGCGGGAAUCUCGGGCUCGGGAUCUCAGUAUAUGCGGUGGUUGCGGAGAGAGUCGUGGUGUGUGUGACUUCUCCCGAGUCUUGCCUGUGACUGCGUGCGGUGGUGACUGACUGAACCCGCUAUAGAGACCAGUGCGGCGCCUUCUCCUGGACCUGACGAAGGGGUGCGAACCUCUCCCAGCGUAGUGAUCCUAUUUGGCACGGGUUCUGGCACUGACUCAGGCCUGGAAGUGCCGUGAGGAGCGGACUAGUGAUAGAAUAGUGACUGACGAAGACGCUGCAGAAGGGGCCUUGCUAUGAUGCACCGGGUAUCGAACUAGCGUGCAAGCUAACCACCCGACGAGACUUCAACCAUGGCGCCUUCGGGAGUGAGGGUGUUCGGGCUCCUGCUGGUGGCGCUGGGGCUCGUCUGCGGCUCCGGUGGUGUUGUGCUUGUGAGAAACGGCUACGAGGGUGUGGUGGUGGCCCUAGAGGAGACGCUGCCGCCCUCCGCCUGUAAGGAUGUGGUCACGGGGCUUGAGGAGGUGAUUCGCGCAGCCUCCAGUGUGAUCUUCGGCGCUUCACGAGGACGGGCGCACUUCAGACAGGUUCGGGUGCUGGUUCCUCCCACCUGGACCCCCGCCGCCUGUCCCUCCCUCACCGCCUUGCAGAACGCCACCCGGGAGACCUGGGACUCCGCGGACCUUCGUGUGACCCAGAAUAGGCACCCCCGCCACGGCCCCCGCCCCUGGACGCUCCACACCCAGGGCUGCGGCCACACGGGGGACUAUGUGUCUCUGGGGCAUGAGCUGCUGCUUCAGAACACAUCCUUCGCCGGGGACAACGGGCGACUGUUGGCCCAGGCGUGGCUGCAGUACCGCUACGGCGUGUUCGAGGAGGAGGGCGUGGCGGGCAGCCCCGUCCACCCGCCGCACCACCGCGCCCCCGACGGCUCCUGGAGGCCCACCACCUGCGCCAACCUUCCACUCGUCCCCAGCGCCAACUGUGACCCCGCCAACCUCUCCUGCCCCUUCAGCCUCACGCCGGAGGACGACCCCGGCCUCACGUCAUCCUUCAUGGCCUUCCCGGAGCUGCCCUCGGUUCGCGAUCUCUGUGACGAGGGGAGCCACGACCGCUGGGCCCCGACGCGUCACAACCUCAUCUGCGGCGGCAAGUCGGUGUGGGAGGUGAUGCGCGCCAGCCCCGACUUCCAGAACAACAGGAACGUGGAGGGCGGCCUGAGGGAGGGCCACGUCACCUUCACCUACGUGCGAGCGCGGCCGCCCAGGAUCGUGCUGCUGGUCGAGGACACCAAUGUGAUGAACGUGCAGAAGCGCUGGGACUUCAUGCGCAAGGCCGUGCGUAAGCUGGUGACGUACGACAUCCCCGACGGGUACAGCGUGGGCCUGGUGGUGUUCGACUCGGUGGCGGCCACCAAGCACCCGCUGACCACGCUGUCCGAAGCCAACAGGGAGAAGGUGGGCUCCUCGCUGCCCCGCAACCCGUCCCAGGAGGACGAGCACCGGCGCUGCGUGCUGUGCGGCCUGCAGGAGGCGCUGCGGCGGCUGGCCCAGGACGGGCCGGGCGGCCAUGUGGUGCUGGUGGCGGGCGGCAGCGGCGUCCUGGACGAAAGCGAGGCCAGGGCAGCAGAGAAUAUCCUAGGGGCGGCGCAGGCGACGCUGCACACCAUCGUGUACCCGCUCACCGAGAAGUACCCGCGGCCCAACGGCGGCCUGGCCACGCUGGCCACCCGCACCGGAGGCCAGGCCUACAUCGUGCCCGACGAGGGCAUCGGCGAGGACUCCAAGCUGAGCAUGUACUACAACCUGCUGGACGCCCUGUACCACGCCCUGGGCGGCGUGGCGGGGCGCGCCGCACUGCCCGUCAAGGUGCACGCCACGGAGCACCCCGGCGGCCGCAUGCCGGUGUCCGAGGGAACCUUUCUGGUGGACGCCGCGCUCGGCGCCGACACGGUGUUCACCAUCUUCUACUACGACGUGACGCACGUGGGCAACCAGAUCCACCUGGUGAGCCCCCAGGGGCAGGUGAUCGACACGGCCAACAUGCAGACCGAGGAUGCCAACAUGAACAUGAUCACCGUGCGGCUGGUGGAGGCGCAGGUCGUGCCGGGCCUCUGGCGCUACAAGGUGGCCAACCGUGCGGACUCCCACCAGGCGCUGUACGUGCAGGUCACCUCGCGGCCCCGGCCCCGCCCCAACGUGCCCCGCAUCACCGUGCGGGGCUGGACCAGCCACGCCGCCGGCAUCGUCAAUGCUAGCGAUAUCUCCAGUCCCCUCGCGCUGUACGCGGAGGUGGCGGCGGGCGUGGCGGGCGUGCAGGAGGCCUCCGUCACCGCCACCAUCACGCGUCUCGGCUACACCACCAACGGCACGCAGCACCCGCCGCGCCGCGUCCAGCUGCUCGACAACGGCCUCACAGGUCCAGACAUGCGUCGUGGUGAUGGCGUGUACUCCCGCCUGGUGCCGGGCCUCACCGCGGGCACCUACAGCGUCCUGGUGGAGGUGAAUGGCGAGGUCGAGGACAGCAAGUUCGCGCGUCACGUGCGGGUGGGCCUGGUGGACGUGGUGGGCGCCGCCCCGAGCCGGGACGCCCUGCCGCCCGCCCGCGUGGUGGACCUGCGCGCCGCGCCGCUGCCCAACACCGACAACCAGGUCGGCUUCUUCUGGACGGUGCCCGGCGGCGACCUGGACUACGGCGUGGCGGCGCGCUACGUGGUGAAGGCCGCCCAUGACCAGCGGGAGCUGCUGGAGGGCGGCGGCACGGUGCUGGAGGACUGGCCGGCGCCGCUGGCCUCCCCCAACGUGCAGCAGCAGCACACCGUGGCGUGGCACGAGUACGACCGCGUGAGUUACCUGUCCCUGUACGCCGUGGACGAGGUGGGCAACACCGCCGCCCUCGGCAACAUCGUGACCGUGUACGUGCCGGCCCCGCCCACCACCACGGCCGCCCCCGCCCCCUCUGCUGCCCCCGCCGCGCCCGCCAACACGUCCGCCGUGAUGGACGGCACGGGGGCGCCCGUCCUCUCCUCCCUGGACACGCGGCAGCUGGCUGUGGUCUUCGGCUGCGUGGGCGGCUUCAUCGUGGUGGUGGCGCUCGUCGUGUGCUACUGCACGGCCGCCCACCGUCGCCACCGCAAGGCCGCCGCCGCCAAGAAGGUGCACGACCCGCAGGACGCCUACAGCGUCACCGUCACGGUGGCCUCCAAGGGCACGGACUUCCCCGACAGCAAGGAGGCCCUGAAGGACGGCCUCAAGAAGGAGUACAUCAGCCCCGUGGAGUCUUGGUCGGCCUCGCAGCUGCUGGGCGGCCACGCCGGGGCGAAGCGCAGCAGCGUCUCAGCGCGCUCCGACAACACCUCCGACCACAGCGCCUCCACCAAGAAGAGCUACGGCGGCUCCUCUGGCCCCGCCGAGUACUACGGCGACGCCGGCCAGUACCAGUACCGCCACGCCGCCUACCCCGACCACUACCCCGCCCCCAGCGAUGGCUACCCCACCCCCACUGAGGGCUACCCCACCCCCACCGAGGGCUUCCCACCCCCAGCCGAGGGCUACCCCGCCGAGGCCUACACGGUGCCCAUGGAGGCCCGCUCCUACAUCAGCUCACAGCCCUCGGACUCCUUCCUGUCAGUGUCCUGCGACCUGCUGCCAUCCUCCAACGGCCCCCCGGCCUACGCUGCCUACCCCGCCUACGACGCCUCCCUCAGGUCCACCAAGGUGCCGCCGCCCAUCCCGCCCAAGCCCAAGGUGCUGUACACGCCUGAGCCCUACGGCUACGACAACGCCUCCCUCGACCCGCACUCCUCCACGCCCUCGGUCGCCUCCGAGAAGCGCGUGCGCAACGUGACCAUGGUGUAGGCGGGGCGGGGCGGGGAGCAUGGGCAUUAUUACAAGCACUAAGGAGGCCAAGUUGGGGCAAUACACCGCUGAGGGCCAACACCCAACAGCUCCGGCGUGAAGGAGAGACUGUGGCUGCCCAGCGGGCGGCGGGACAGUGUGUGUGUGUGUGUGUGCGAUGGACACGACGUGCCACAGACGCUGGUGACACUCCCGCCGCCUGGGAGAUGCGCCAACUUGUGAUAUUAGCGUACGUGUGUGUGCCUGAGGGAGGGUGUGGCUGCGUCAGGAGCCACACAACACAAAGUGCCAAAUGGGGGCUGGCGGGGAGGGGCAAAGGACACAUUCCCAUGCCUUGCCGCUGCCCUUGUCGCCCCCAGACCAAGUACAGUAUUUUUAAUAUAUACACAAUAAUUAUAGACAGUGCUUGGCCAGGGCCAGGUGAGGUGGACAGGCUGCUGGAUGUAUAUCAACAAAUAUUUCUCUUCCCUGUCUUCUGGUUGAAGAUGGUAAAGAGGAACAAAUUUAACAAGACACAAGUGUGUCAUUUCUGCCGCCACUGACAGCCUGCAUGACUGGCUCACGUGUAAGCCUUGGCCGGGCGGGGGGUGAGUGGUGGUGCUGCCGGCCAGUGGCCAGGCGGCGACGGUAUUACGUUGAAGUGAUGCGUCAGCCGCCAAGGCCGUGUCCUGGACAGCUAGCCAGGACACAGCCAGCCAGCCGGCCAGUGUUGUGCAAUCCUGUACAUAGUGUACAAAACACCGACAAGACAGUAUGUGAGACUUUUGUUAAUAAAAUUGACAAGUAAUAAA
This is a messenger RNA of Eriocheir sinensis (Chinese mitten crab), 4823 nucleotides long. Its product is annotated as calcium-activated chloride channel regulator 1-like. Lineage: Eukaryota; Metazoa; Arthropoda; Malacostraca; Decapoda; Varunidae. Bases 529 to 4032 code for a protein of 1167 amino acids. The transcript has 7 exons. The record is from RefSeq and is a predicted model, not a curated record.